AUGAAGAAGAAGAAAAAGAGCAUCGAUAAAAAAGCAUGGAAAGAUGCACUAAUCAACUUGGAAGAAUUAGAAAGAAACAAGUAUAGUCUGACAAGGGAUACAAUAAACGAAAGGCUUCGACCAGAGCCAGAAAUUAUUGAAAAUAUUUUAGAAGAAUUAGAAAACAAAAUAAGACAUUAUUUUAAUUUAUAUCAAAUAGAAAAAGAGAAAAGAACUUGUUCAGAAAAAAACAAUUACUUUUUACAGAAGGAAGUAUAUAAUGCAUAUGCGUCAUUAGAAAAAAAUAAAAUAUAUACGAAAAAACUGGAAGACAAGUUAAAUAAUAUAAAAGAAAAUCAAAAUUCUUUAAUUGACACAGUGCGUCGUAUCGAUUUGUUGUAUAUACAACUGGACACGUUAGUUCAGUCCUUUGCUGGUGUGUGUACGCAAGUAGUUGCAGAGUUAUGUGAAAGUAAUGGUACUAGCAAUACUAACAAUACUAAUAAUGCUAGUCCUUCUGCUACUGCUAAUUAUAAUAAUAGUGUAAGUGGUAGAAAAACAAACACAGGGAAGACAAUAAGAACGAUAAAAAUACUACUGGAUUAUAUAUACCCAUGUAGAACACUUGAUCCACGCAUUAACUCUCUAUAUGGAAUGUUAUACUAUCAAUCUGUUGGAUUGUUAAAAGACGGAAAAUUUACAAGUCCUCCUAUUCCUCCUUUACCUCCUGUAGUGUCAUCUGAAGCGGAUGGAUGGCUUCCUCCUUCUUCCUGUAAUAGUCCUAUCCAUUAUGAUCAUACUUACAAUAAUUAUGAACAUGGUCAUAACAAAAUGAAUCAAAGUAGUACAAUUCCUAUUGCAUCAGAAAAUAGUUUUUCGGAUUUGGUCAGAAAUAAUAAUAAUAUAAAUGGUAUUAAUAACACUGAAGAUGAAACUUUUUUUUCAAAAUAUGUCGAAGAAGAACAAAAUAAAUUGGAAAAAAUUCAAAAUGUAUAUAAUAGUGAUAGUAAUAACAUUACUAUUAUACCUCAAGAUUUACUAGGUUUCGAUAUAAAAGUGGGAAUGGUAGAAAUUAAAUAUGCAAAGAAAAAUCCUCGAAUAGUUUGUGUAGUAAGAUAUGAUAACGAAACACCAACAAAUGCAAUUCAAAAUAGUAAGCGAGUAACAAAACCUAAAGAACCAAAUGCCAUGACAAAUAUAGGGCAAUAUAUGUUCAAUAUUGAUAGUAAUAUUCAUUUGGACAUUCUACCACCGAAGACUCCAGGUAAUAUUCCUAGCUUCAUGAUAGAUAUUCAUGAUAUAACGGGUAGGAUGUUAAUAGGUACAUCUAUAUGUUCUUUUAUUAGCGAAAAGACAUUAAAAAAAGAUUCUUCAUGGGAUAUAUAUUCAAGAAUGGAUAAAACAAAACCAGAUAUCAUUGGUAAAAUAUAUGUAACUGUGUAUGCAUAUCCUAAUAAUGCAAUUCUACCAGCAGAAAUAUUUAAAAAUGCUAAACGUUAUACAUUCCCUUCGUAUAUUUCAAGUGCAAGCAAGUCAAAAACAUUACUAUCAAAUGGUACUCAUAAAACGGUUGUACCUAAUGAUACAACAGUAGCUCAUGCAGGGAAAUUGACAUUUCAAAAAAGUGUUGUGCUCAGUAAGGUCAUUGCUGAUAGGGAUCAACAGGAGCUCAGGCAACAGCCCUCGUUGCGCAAUGGUCUCUCUAAUUCUACGGGUAAUACCAAUGGAGAUAUUAACAACAGUAAUACUUCCAGUAAUGUGAAGACUAGUUUUUCUGCGUUGAAGGGAAAGAAGGUCGUCUUCAAGCAAUAUACCUCGAAGAAUGAAAAUAAAGGAUCGACGAUAGACAACAUUACAAAUGUAAACAAGGCAGGUGCUGAGUUAAAGGAAAAGGGAAAUUUAAACGGAGCAAAUAAAGGACGAAUAAUCAGCAAGACAAACAACAUUAUUAACAAAAACGUCAGUAGUAACAACAAUGGCAAUAUUUCAAUCAGUAGUAAUAGUGAUAAUGAAAAAGAAGCGCAAAAAAAUAAAAUGAACAUAGAAGGUACUAACAAUACAUCCUCUGUUAGAAGUUUAAUAAAAAAUUUAACCAAAAAACUUGAGACAAGUAAAGUGAAAAAUACGACUGCUGAUAUUAAUGAUACUCCUCCAACUACUUUAGCACAAUACCAGAAAAAAGUACAAAAUUUAGUGCAUACAAAGGGGAAUAAUGUCGAAUCAGUAAAAUCAAAUUUAGAAAAAAUAAAUAAGUCAAAUGAUGAAAACAAAUUUAAUUUAAAAAAUAAAGAAUUAAUCAAAAAGAGUGCUAAUAUUUUGAAGGAUGGAACAAUGAAAAUUAAACUCCCAUUUAACGGAAAAAAGGAGCUCCCAAAAAUUGAGCUAGCAAAAAUGAAAAUUGCUAAAACGGAACUAGCUAAAAAACCAUUUGAUGUAGGAGAACCAAACAAUGUAGAGAGCAGUAAAUCAAAUAAUGCUAAUAAGAACAUGAACAACUCGGAAGUAGUCAACCUAAAUGAGGGACUUUCAUCAAAUAAUAGUAAAAUAAGACCUCUCAUAAAAAUAAAAAUUGAACCGAAGAAAGAAAACUUAAAAAAAAUAUUUAACAAAAUGUUUAUAAAAACACCUCUACCUACAACGAAAGAGGUAAACAAGGAUAAUAUAAAUGUUAAAAAUAAUGACAGCAAGGCAGUUUUAAAUGACGAAAUGAAAAAAGAGAAAAGACCUGCACUUGAAAAAGAAUCAUACAAAUCGGAAAAUAGUAUUGAAGAGAAAACAACUAUUAAAGCCAAGAUGUUAUCCCUUUUCAAAUUAAAGCCAUCUACAAAAAAAGAGGCCAUCCCUGAGAAAGAAGCUCAAACAGGAUCAAAACAGAUAGGCAUUGCACCCAAACUUUUGAAGAAGCCAAUACCUACGGCAGACUCGUCGCCCCUGCAGACAAAAGCCAGCGAAGAGAAUAGCACUUUGAAGUCCAUUUUCGAAAAAACCAAUAAGAGUACCGUGUUCAUUGACAAAAAUAAGGUGAAUGUAAAAUUAACAAAAAAAAUAGAAAUCAAGAAGGAAAUUAAAAAAUUUGUUCCAAAGCUUAAAAAUGCUUAA
Messenger RNA from Plasmodium malariae, 3078 nucleotides. RefSeq names its product conserved Plasmodium protein, unknown function. Lineage: Eukaryota; Apicomplexa; Aconoidasida; Haemosporida; Plasmodiidae. The transcript is spliced from 3 exons. The record is from RefSeq and is a predicted model, not a curated record. Bases 1 to 3078 code for a protein of 1025 amino acids.